AUGGAAUCACCUUCAAUGUUAGCACCAACGACAAAUGUCGUUAGUGCAUCUUCAUCGUUACCAUUUGUUCACCGGUAUUAUGUUCUAUUGAAAGCACAUUACUUUCUUUUCUUUUCGGCAUUUGGUAUACUCUAUCCAAUAUUAAAUAUAACAUUACGUGGUCGUGGUUUAUCAACUACAGAAAUCUCAUAUGCUAAUUUAAUUAUUCCAUUUUUAGUCUUUUUUACAAAUCCAUUAUUGGGUUUUGUUGCUGAUCGUUCUCGUCGUUAUUUAUUAACAUUUAAUUGUAUCAUUAUUAUUAUAACAUGUUUAUAUAGUAUUUUGUUUAUUUUACCAACAAUUAAAUCAAAUUAUAUUCAAGCUACUAUUGUUUACGAUAAUCAAUUAGGUCAUGUAUUAGAUUUUUGUGCUAGUGAAGAAGUAGCAACAAAAUGUUCAUCAAGAUCAGAAUGUGGAUGUUCUUAUACAUCAUUAUGUCAAACAACAAAUUCACCAUUUAAUUUUACAUUUACAAUGAGUUCAAAAGAUACUCGUCAACCCAAAAAAUCAUCAAUUGAUACAAGUGAAUUUUCAACAUGUGGAAUCCAAUAUCGAGUACCUGUUGAUAAAUUUAUACACAAUUAUACUUCACAUUUAUAUUCAAAUAUUGAUAAUACAUCUUUAUUAGUUGUUUGUGAAAUAACUUGUUCAAUAACACAUUUUUGUCAUGGAACACGUCAAUCUCAACAAGCACUUUAUAUUCUUCUUUAUGCACUUUUAUUUAUUGUUGGUACAAAUCUUCUUUCAAUAGGAAUAACUAUUGGUGCAUCAAUUGGUUUUGCUACUUUACCACGACCUGAUAUAUUUGGAGAACAACGUGUUUGGGGUACAAUUGGUUUUGGUUUAUCAGCUUUUGCUGCUAGUCGUAUUUAUGCACAUUAUAAAACAGAAUAUGUUUAUAUUAUUAUGUUUUCUAUAACAACAAUUAUAUGUAUUUGUGUAACAAGUUUUAUUCGUAUUCAACCUCAUAAACGACGACGAAAGAAAACAAAUGAUAAUAUACAAAAUAAUGAACAAGAAAUAGAUGAUAUUAGUGUAAAUAAUAUUACAAUAGAAACGAAGAAUAAAGAUGCAUCUCAAUUCAAAGUAGCUGCACUUAUUCCUUUACUUAAAAAAAUAGAUGUUAUUGUUUUCCUUUCACUUACAUUCAUAUGGGGAAUGUCUUAUGCAGCUCUUGAUCCAUAUCUAUAUUUAUAUAUUGAUGAAAUAGCACCAUGUCAAUCACAUGUUAUUGUUGGUUGGAUGUCAAUGAUAUCUGCAUCGGCUGAAGUCAUAGCUCUCUUUCUUGCUUCACGAAUGCUUAGAUUAUUAGGUAUGAAUACAGCUUCAAUAAUUAUUUUGAUAGCAUUUGCAAUCCGAUUUGCUGGUUAUUAUUUUAUUCGUCGACCUUAUUUUCUAUUAAUUAUGGAAACAAUGCAUUAUUUUAAUUUUGGUAUUCUCUAUGUACUCAUUGCUCAAAAAGCAGAUUCCAUUGCACCACCAGGACUUGCUGGUACAUUACAAGGUGUUGUCUAUGGAGUUUCAUUUGGUUUAGGUCGUGGUAUUGGUUUGAUCGCUUCCUCAAUUAUUUAUACACGUCUUCAAUCAAGACUUUUAUUUUUAGUAUUUGCAUUGUUUGAUACAAUAGCUGCCUUAAUCUAUAGUACUUAUUUUCUUUUGCAAGCAAAAUUCUCAAAGAAAUCUGCUCAAUUGAAUAAUACUAUGAAUAUACCAAAAAUUGUUAUUGAGUCAGAAACAAUUAUAAACGAAGAACCUUUAUUAAUUUCAUCAUCAACAAAUAAAAUAGACAAUAAAAUUAUCGAACAAUAG
Messenger RNA from Rotaria sordida, 1848 nucleotides. The record is from the annotation of a GenBank genome assembly. NCBI's taxonomy places the organism in Eukaryota, Metazoa, Rotifera, Eurotatoria, Philodinida, Philodinidae.